GAACUCCUCUUUACAUCAUCUGUCAUCACAUCAAAGCCAGAGAUGACUAUGAAUAAUAAUAAUAAUAAUAAUAAUCUUGGUGAACAAGAACAACAACAGCAACAACAACAACAUUUGGAUCGUGGGGUUUUAUAUAUGCAAACAGCCGCUGCUGAGGCUCUUCGAAAUAUGGUGGUGAACAGCGUUGAGGAUGCCGUUGUAGACAUGUUGGCAUCUACCAGCUUUCCCAUCCGUCCUUCACAAGAGGAACAACAACAACAGCAACAACAAGAGGGAUUUGUCUUUCGUGAUGGAUUGGUGACUCUUCUACUAAGUAUAUGGGAUAUUGUACAAGGGACACGACAGCAAACCCCGUCAGUGAUGCCAAUUGUGGAUUCUGCAGAAACUGCAGAUAAGGAUGAAGAAAUACAUGAGAAUGAUACAAACCGAAAGGUGAAUAGUGCCCCAUUUAUGGCUGCAUCCCGUACUUUAGAGGAAAUUCUUCAACUUAUCGUUGUAUGUGUGGAGGGUAGUGAACAUAUUGCGGAGGCCUUUUCUACACCGUUGGUUGUAAAGACAUUACUUUCCAUGUUGGAAGUAACAACGGGUAUUGUUUGGGAAGCCUUACAGCACCCAGCACAAUUGUAUGUUCCUGCUGCUCCUACAAACGACACGGAUAAUAAUAAUAAUAAUAAUAAUAAUAACAGGGGUCAUAUCCUUUUUCUACGUCAUUAUAAGCGCCGUGAAGCGGAGGCGUUAGCGGGAGUGGCAGUUGCAGCCAGUGAAGUCCUGCAUGUAUUAAGUGGAGAAAAUGAUGCACUUUCAUCUCUUUUACAAUCUGCAGAAAUGAUGGCACCUCAUCAAACAUUUCUUACAGAUGCCCUGGAUGCACCAAGAAUUAUGAAUUGGUUACGUGAAGAAGUUGUCCCUUCUUCUUCUUCUUCUAUGAAUAUUAUUAAUACUACCACUAUUAUUAAUGGUGAUGAGGGUAAUAAUAGUAAUAACAAUAAUAGUGGUACUACUGAGGAAGAUCCCACACUGUUAUCGGUGGGGCGCCAAAAUAUUCUCUAUCAUCUCUGUGAACUUUCAUUACAUGUACAAGGCACACUUGUAAAUGCCGUUGCUAAUAUCGCAAAUGCCAGUCGUGUCUUGCCACUCACUGUUGCGGUAUUAGAUGCCCAUCCACCCCAUAGUGAAUGGCGCCGUACCGUACCAUUAUUACUACAAACAUGUCCAUUACCGGAAGAAUCUCGUGUGGCUUGUGUAACCCGUGCGGUGCGACGACUACGUUGUGAUCAGGCAGCGGCACAUGUUUUGCAUGCGGUGGUGGAUAUUGUUUGCAGUGGAAAUGCAGCGGAUUUGGAUGAUGAGAGGGCAUUUCAACAAAACCCACAGUCAAGUCUUUUAUACAGCUCAAAUGCCAUGUACGUGGUGGGUAAACUAAUGAAGGAUGCGCUGCGACUAACCACACACACAGGUGGUAACACACAUAAUGAUGUUAGCAACCAUACUAAUAAUACUAAUAAUAGUAAUGGUGGAGUUACACCUCUCGUCUCUUCUGAUGUUGUGGAAAGUGAAGAGGACAUUAUGGUGGAGCGGGCGUUGCGUUCGGCGGCUGGUACUUCUGGUACAGGUGGUCUCAUCACAAAACUGCAGCUUCUGGUUUUAUCUAAUGAAGUGGCUGUAUGGAGUCUUGCCAACACACUGUUAUUAAUGGUUCCAUGGUCAGGUCUUGGUGAGGAACCAUCACACAUUUGGCGUGCCAUUAUUCAUGCCGUCAAUGUACGUUCAAAACUUCUUGCAGAUGCGGCAGCAGAGGCAUCUGUAGUAGAUAUGAAUUCAGAGGAAAGUAAUAAUAAUAAUAAUGGUUCAGGGGCGAAAGUAACGGCAUUGGUUUCAUCUCCUUCAGCAAUGCAUUUACUCUGGCUUCAGUUGGAAUCUCUUGUACAGAUGUUGUGGACGAUGCAACGCAAACAAACCGCCAAUGCCGGUGGGGCACUACAAACAACCAAUCAAUUAGGAACAUGUGCAAGUGAUGUGGAUGUGAUCACACGACUAGCGUGGGAACCACGUGCCACACCAUUGCAACGACAAGCCUGUGUUGGUACAGUCUGUGCGAUGUGUGGUUCAUUCCAUACAGCCGAGGCCACAGCCGUGGCCACUCGCUUUGCAUUGGCUAUACUGCAAGUGGAUGAAAACACACAAUCCGCCACAACUGCACUCACUAAUAAUAAUAAUAAUAAUAAUAAUAAUAAUAAUAAUGGUGGUACUAUGGCCGCACCGCCAGCAGGACCUCGUGAACGUCGACAAUGGAUGGCGAAGUUCACCGCCGUAGAUGCCCAGUGGCGUGUGCGAUGUGAGGCGGCUAACCACAUCAUGGAUCUCUUCCUUGAUGAGACAUAUGAUGAGAAUGUGUACAUUCCACUCCACGUGCAUGCCGCACUACAGUCCUUCCUUACACUCUUUAAAGCAUAUCAGAAGCGGCGGCAGCAGUUAACACGAGAGGCACAACGUAAUUACCGCAUUGUGCUGCCAGAAGUAGAGGAUGCAGCACACUGGUGUGAGGUGACGGAAAACCUCGCGGCGUUUUUGGAUUACAAGAGAGAAAAUAUUGGAGCACAGCGCCUUGCCAUGCCAUAA
Trypanosoma theileri is the source of this 2619-nucleotide messenger RNA. RefSeq lists its product as uncharacterized. The transcript has a single exon. The record is from RefSeq and is a predicted model, not a curated record. Lineage: Eukaryota; Euglenozoa; Kinetoplastea; Trypanosomatida; Trypanosomatidae. The annotation marks the transcript as partial.